Molecule: messenger RNA, 1553 nt
Organism: Cantharellus anzutake
Lineage: Eukaryota; Fungi; Basidiomycota; Agaricomycetes; Cantharellales; Hydnaceae
Exons: 3
Coding region: 325-1245 (306 amino acids)
Source: RefSeq, a predicted model, not a curated record
AACAUUCUCCCUCCCUACAAAAGUUGAGGCACUUCUUGGAAUCGCCCCAGCAUGAUUCCAAGUAUUGGAAGCCUGUUUUGAUGACAACACAGCAAGCGUUAGCGAUGGACGUACAGCGGUUCCAGGGUAUGGUCAACGACGGUACCCCGAUCGUCUUGGUGGACCGACUAGGGCAGGUCCCGUUUCUCGCACAUAGCUUCAUUAAUUUUCAGUCCAAGGUUCAGUGUCUCGGCAAGUUUCGUCUCUCACUCUCCCACCCCGCCCACCGACCUAUUUUUAGAUUCUGACCAUAUUCCAUAGACCGACCACCCCCGGAUCCUACAAAUGACCGCGGGUGCUUUGAACGAGAUAUAUGAUUGGCAACGAUCCAGGCCAUUGAUCUUUACCCAGCCCACCACUGGUUGCUGGCAGCCGUUAGAGAAGUAUGUUUGUUCGUUUUCUCAACCACGUGUCUCACAUCAUUACAGGCUCCUUAAUACUCGUGAGGUGGCACUGGCACUGGCAGAUUUUCCUCGAGACCGCGUCCCUGACCAAAGCUGGCGAUAUCCGAUUAUUGCAGCCGCUGGCUCUAUACACCCCCCUCACCAGUGUCCAAGCGGCGUUGGCACUUGCAUUCACUGUGCUAGUGGUUGUGCUGUUUUCUUUAUUCCGAUCCUAAAAGAAGACCAAUUUAUCAUGAGCUAUUUCAACGGCACGGACGCGCCCCACAACCUGGAUUUUUCAUACCUCUACGAGGCACCCUAUCGUUUUGGCUCUUUUGUUCUCUCACCUGGCCAAACGGUGGUCCUCCCUCCUGGCCAAGUCUAUGCCUACGCAGCAUUGCUUUCUCGAGACGCAAACAACGUAUUUAUCCCCGGAUGUAUCAUGGAGUGCUGGGACUUUCUUGCUGCUGGAUGCAUGAAGCGAUCGUGUUUCACGAGCUGGUUGCGUCGCAACUCGGCUCACCAACCCAAGAGCGAAGAAGCCUGGAAUUCUGCCUUCAAAGUGUCCUUGAUGGCCAUGGUGUCGAAUGCGGCGCGUGCCAUAUCGGCUCCGCACGGACAGCCCAUCCACUCCCCAGACAUUGCCAACCUUUUCUCAUUGGCAACCAUGGCCACGGAGUUCAUUGGGGAUCAGCCACGCUUUUCCGAAAUGACCAAAUCAUUGAAGCGUUAUUGUGCACAGCGAGGACCGGACUCUUGUUCCCAAUUCCUCAAAGAAUUUUCACGCAUCAAAAACUGCCAUGAAGGCGACCCUGAAGUGUGAAAUAUCAGAAGCCCUUCAAAUAUUUAUUCUUAACAGUGAUCCCCACCAAGUUGUUGUGGUCCUGCACAUCUUUUUCUUUUGCUGGAACUUUUGCAAUACAAAUGUAUGUAUUUGGGGUUUGUUAAACAUGAGUUCCCAGUGGGGUUUGUGCAGAUCUGCCACCGUGAGGAAAUGCUUUAUGGACUGGAUGUUUUGUCACUGUGAGACAGGGGGUCAGUUGUGGCCCCACAUUAUAGGGGAAAAUAGUGUCAGGGUUCCAUCACCUAUCUAUCUAAUCACAGUAGGUAUUAUGAAUCAUAAUACUUGUG